AUGCGCUUCAGCUCUGUUACCAUGCUCCUUGCCGGUCUGGCCAGCGGCAUUAAUGCUGGCUACGUCGAUACUUGGGAGGAAGAAAUGCCUCUUGGAGGAUUCAUCGGUACCUUUGAUAUAUUUUCGAACGAACAUUGCAGCCAGGGAGGCAAGGGCAUCACCGUCACUGCGGACGACCAUCAAGGACCGCUUCAGCACGGCGUAAAGUCGGUCAAGUCCUACAUUCAGCAUCAGUACUUGUACAUCUAUGAUACUGGCGCCCCCAGAGUUCUGAGAAUUGCCCCUGGGGAUUCGCGCUGCCAUCAGAUCCAUGGCCGUGCCCAAUACUGGAGAGUUCUCCCGUUUUAA
Molecule: messenger RNA, 348 nt
Organism: Metarhizium acridum CQMa 102
Lineage: Eukaryota; Fungi; Ascomycota; Sordariomycetes; Hypocreales; Clavicipitaceae
Source: RefSeq, a predicted model, not a curated record